AUGGCCAAUCUUACGAAACUAGAGUCCGUUGCCCUUCAAAGUUUGGACAGGAACUACCUCUCAUGGGUGUUGGAUGCUGAAAUCCACCUUGAUGCAAUGGGUAUUGGAGACUCCAUAAAAGAAGAAAAUAAAGCAUCAAAGCAAAAAUGUGCACGAGCAAUAAUAUUCUUGAAUCAUCAUCUUGACGAGAUUCUGAAAAUCGAAUAUCUAACAGUUAAGGAUCCACUUGUUUUGUGGAAAAACCUAAAAGAAAGAUAUGACCACUUGAAGAUGCAAUAUCGAGAGAAAGGUUUCAAAAAGUAUUUUGAACUAAUUUCUCAUCUUCUUGUGGCUGAGCAAAAUAAUGAUUUAUUAUUGAAAAAUUAUGAAAAUCGUCCUACUGGAUCUGAACCACUUCCUGAUGUGAAUGAGGCGUACGCCCACCAUGCUAGGCGUGGAAAAGGCCGCGACCCUAAUCAUGGUAGUGAUCGUGGAUAUGGUCGUGAACGUGAUCGUGGCCAUGAUUAUGGCUCAGAACAUAAUUUUUUUCCUGGUGUUAAUCAUUCAUCAAAUAAACAGAAAAAAUGA
This is a messenger RNA of Solanum pennellii, 567 nucleotides long. RefSeq lists its product as uncharacterized. The record is from RefSeq and is a predicted model, not a curated record. The transcript is spliced from 2 exons. NCBI's taxonomy places the organism in Eukaryota, Viridiplantae, Streptophyta, Magnoliopsida, Solanales, Solanaceae. The coding region runs from base 1 to 567 and encodes 188 amino acids.